ACGAUAAUAACACAACAGAAGAAGAACGAUUUACGACUUCUAGAAGAUGUCUGAGUACGCAGCGUCCCAGAAGAGUGCCCUGAAACUAAAAGGGUUAGGGAGCAUUUCAGCUGGAAAAAAGAAGAAGAAGAAGGAUAAAGAGAGCAAGCGUCGCUUGGAGCAGCUCGCCACCGGUCAAAACGACGAGGAGGGGAAAAGCAACAAGACAUAUGCUGACAAAAGAACCCCGGCACAAAUGGCCUUUGACAAGAUGCAAGAGAAGAGGCAAAUGGAGAGGAUUUUGAACAAAGCCUCAAAGACACACAAACUCAGAGUGGAGGAUUUCAAUCGCCACCUGGACACUCUGACGGAGCAUUACGAUAUCCCAAAGGUCAGCUGGACCAAAUAGAAGAGCAGUUGGUCCCUUGGUUUUGUUUAUCACCUGUCUUGCGCAUCAAAUUUAUUUCCUCGUUUUAUAUAUUUACCUUUAAAAUCCUUCAAUUGUCACUUAUGUUUUAAUUUCUUGUGUAUGCUAUAAAGGAUCUAACGCA
Molecule: messenger RNA, 530 nt
Organism: Anarrhichthys ocellatus (wolf-eel)
Lineage: Eukaryota; Metazoa; Chordata; Actinopteri; Perciformes; Anarhichadidae
Gene: fam32a
Product: family with sequence similarity 32 member A
Exons: 4
Coding region: 47-388 (113 amino acids)
Cellular component (GO): nucleolus
Source: RefSeq, a predicted model, not a curated record